Molecule: messenger RNA, 2142 nt
Organism: Myzus persicae (green peach aphid)
Lineage: Eukaryota; Metazoa; Arthropoda; Insecta; Hemiptera; Aphididae
Product: sulfotransferase 1 family member D1-like
Exons: 7
Coding region: 269-1255 (328 amino acids)
Biological process (GO): sulfation
Cellular component (GO): cytoplasm
Molecular function (GO): sulfotransferase activity
Source: RefSeq, a predicted model, not a curated record
UGUUUUUUAAAAUAUUUGCACGCACAGUCAUCAUCUACUUUAGUAUGCACCAACUUUUUAAUCCAACAGCAGUUCUAGGCUUAGUUUGUCAUAACUUCAACUCAUAACCAACAAAUCGAUUAAAAGCAAGUAUUUAGAAGAAAUAAAUAGAAGGUACAGAUAUACAACAAGAUACAGAUAAUUCAACGUGUGUCGAGCAUUCAUCUCAUUGCUGGAGUUUCUAUUGAACAAGUCUCCGAGCAUAACCAUACCAGCUUUACGUGUAAACAUGGCUGACAUAACGUAUUCGACUGUGGACAACGAAGUCUCCGACAUUCUAAAUAAGUGUUUCGUUACCAGCUUUCGAAAUGGAUACAUUAAAGCUAACGAUGUCGUGUUGCCCGUGUACUUCAAGAAGUUUGGACAACGUAUACAGGAUAUGGACAUCAGGGACGAUGACAUUUGGGUCUGCAGCUAUCCAAAAACAGGAACCACGUGGUGUCAGGAGAUGACGUGGUGUAUUGCAAACGAUUUAGAUUUCGAAGGUGCCAAACAAUUUCUGCCCGAAAGAUUUCCGUUUUUAGACCACACACCACUAUUUGACUAUGAAAAAGUGCUGCCAGAAAAACCAGACCUCAAGCUGCCGUUGUAUGUGUCCGAUUCGAUCGAGUUCAUAAAUGGAUUAAAAUCUCCGAGAUUUAUCAAGACUCAUUUGCCUUACAAACUUCUGCCAAAAAAACUUAGAGAUCAAAGUACCAAAGCAAAAAUCGUUUACGUGGCCAGAAACCCAAAAGACACUUGCCUUUCAUAUUUUCACCAUUGUUGUUUGUUAGAGGGAUAUACAGGAAAUUUUGAAGAUUUUUGUAAAUUGUUUACCUCUGAUUCCCUCUGUUUUAGCCCAUUUUUUGAUCACAUUCUUGGCUACUGGAACCGAAGAGACGAUUCGCAAGUACUUUUCUUGAAGUACGAAGACAUGAAACAGGACCUACGUGCGGUAAUUCGUCGAACAGCUGAGUUUUUAGGCAAAGAUUUGCUUGACGAUCAAGUUUUAGUUUUGGAAGAUCAUUUAAGUUUCGAAAGCAUGAAGAACAACAGAGCUGUGAAUUACGAGCCAGUUAUUGAGAUUAAUAAAACUCACAAAUUAAUUGAAGCUGAUGGAACUUUUAUGAGAAGUGGUACAGUGGGAGGAGGAAAACAAAAAAUGUCACCAGAGUUUGUAAACAUUUUUGACGAAUGGGAAGAGAAAUGUUUAGGAAAAAGUGGAUUAAAGUUUUAAUGAAAUUAAUUAAGUACCUAGUAAACAAGUGCCUAUGGUGUUAGGUGUUUAAUGAGAAUUUAAUUACAAAACUAAUGGUAUAUUUAUUUAUUUAUUUAUUGGUUACUAAGCUUUGUAUACGUUCGGUGAAUUAUUUUAUAGAUACCCAUACAGUAAGUUUCACAUAAUGUGAUCACUUAUUCAUAGAAUAAAUCGUUUAUUGAAAUCAAAAAUUAAAAAACCUAAACCUAUUUGGUUACCUAGCUGUGAGUUAUAUCUUUAUAAAGUUAAAUUGAUCUUUUAUUAGAUAUUUGAAUCAUUUUUAUGAUUUUAAAUAUACAGAUAGUCAAAAUCAAAGCUCAUUAUAAUAUCAUAAAAUCAUAUUUAUUUUUAACAUUUAUUCUCAAUAACAAAUUUAUUUAAUUUUAGGAUAGUAUAGAAAAAUAAUUACAUAAUGGUCAAAUGCAAUUUAUUAUUGAAAGUUUAUUUUCUUUAUAGUAAACUGUUUCAAUUAGGUAGGUACCGUAUACGUACAAUGUGAUUUAAUUUUGUUACUUUUUUAAGUAUCAUAAUAAUGAAUAAUUACAAAAAAUAUGUUUCAUGGAAUCAACCAGUUAACAGCACAACCUUACCCGCACCACUUUCAUCACCUAUCAGUUAUCAAGUUAUCACAUCAUGCGGAACUCGCUAUAAUACCAAUAAAUUAUUAUCAUAGUUCAUUAAUAUUAAAUAAAAACAUAAAAUGUUUAAAAUGUUUACUAAUACUAAAACAUUUAUAAGUAAGACUUAUGAAUUUUGUUAAUAUCUAUACAUUUUAACUACUUGAUAUUAGAAUAAGAAUAUACUAAUAUGACAGUGUUUAGCUGUUUAUUAGAUAAAUAUAAUUUUUAUACAUUUCAUUAUUUUAA